AUGGCCAAAGUGCUGCUGAAACAAUAUUAUUCCCUCCUCUCCAUUUUCCUCUUCGCCAUUCUCUUUUCCGAGGCUAGAUUGAUCAUAUCAUCGCAUCCUUUCUCGACGAAACUGUCGGCAAAAGCUAUGGCGCCGAAGAAUGAGAAGCUGACCCAUAACCAUUUCUACUACCAUAACCUCCUCGCCGGCCCUAACGUUACGGCCCUGCCUCUCAACCCGAAAGGCCCUCUAGAUUUCAGCGACCCGGCCGAUUUGUUUGGGCGGUUAACCAUGGUGGACAACCCUUUGACGUUGGACCCAGAGCUCAACUCCACCACGGUUGGGAGCGCUCAGGGGCUAUACGGUGUCGCUUCCAGGAGCGAGGUGGCUUUUGUGCAGUUAUUCAACUUUGUGUUUACCGCGGAUGGCGGCGAGUACCGCGGCAGCACCGUCACUGACUCACUGUGUUGGGACACAACUCCAUAUUUGCCGACGGGACAAGGGAGAUGCCGGUCGUCGGCGGGCACCGGAGUGUUCGGCUUCGCACGUGGAAAGGUUCAUCUCAAAACGUAUUCCUUUAAUACCACGACCGGAAACGCGAUCGUGGAGUGUGACAUCUACGCUUUUCACUAUUGA
This is a messenger RNA of Linum tenue, 615 nucleotides long. The record is from the annotation of a GenBank genome assembly. NCBI's taxonomy places the organism in Eukaryota, Viridiplantae, Streptophyta, Magnoliopsida, Malpighiales, Linaceae.